Messenger RNA from Fusarium musae, 480 nucleotides. RefSeq lists its product as uncharacterized. Gene Ontology annotation, molecular function: structural constituent of ribosome. Gene Ontology annotation, biological process: mitochondrial translation. NCBI's taxonomy places the organism in Eukaryota, Fungi, Ascomycota, Sordariomycetes, Hypocreales, Nectriaceae. Gene Ontology annotation, cellular component: mitochondrial large ribosomal subunit. The transcript has a single exon. Bases 1 to 480 code for a protein of 159 amino acids. The record is from RefSeq and is a predicted model, not a curated record.
AUGGCCAAGUUCUCAGUGUCACCGGCGACUCUCUCGCCUCUACGAACAACUCUCUCAACACCAUGCUCACGAACCCGCCUGUCCCUCGGCCAAGUCCGUCAUGCCACAUUUAUUCCUCGACCACGCCGACCAUACACAUUCACCCAGCUCGUCACUCUAUCUGACGGCUCUGCAUACACCAUGCGAACGACUUCACCAUUGCCCAUUUACCGCGCUACAAAGGACACACGCAACACAUUGUUGUGGCAGCCAUCUGAGAAGUCACUCAAGAACGUCGAGCUCGAUGAGGCUGGUAAACUUGCUGCUUUCCGAGAACGCUACGGCCGUGCCUACGAUGCUUCUCAUGCUGAGGAGGGUGAAGGUGCUGCCGAGACAGCUGAUGAAGGUUAUGCGGACCUUAUCACCGGAUAUGCGCCAACACAAGAUGCGAACGCUAUGAGGGAUUCAGGACCUAAGAAGCAGGCUAAGAAAAGAAAGUAA